This is a messenger RNA of Acanthochromis polyacanthus (spiny chromis), 2553 nucleotides long. RefSeq names its product hyaluronan synthase 1 (gene has1). Lineage: Eukaryota; Metazoa; Chordata; Actinopteri; Pomacentridae. Gene Ontology annotation, molecular function: hyaluronan synthase activity. Gene Ontology annotation, biological process: extracellular matrix assembly; hyaluronan biosynthetic process. The record is from RefSeq and is a predicted model, not a curated record.
UAUGAUGGUAAUGAAUACACUAAAAUCAGUAUAUAAAAUGUAAUAUAAAGUCAAUAAGUUAAUGAAAGUUAAUGCUGAAUUUCGUUGCCUAACGAAUAUCUUAUAUUCUUACAUUUCUUUUGUGAUCAGUGUAAAUAAGAUGCAGCUGUCUUGCAUUUCUUUGGUAUUUGUGUGUGUAAGAUGUAACUAAAUUAUGUAAUAAGUAAAAGUUAAUGUGACUGCAGUGAUGAAUAUUGUUGCCCAUGAAGUCAUAAUUAGUCCUUAAAGCUGUUGCUAACUAUAUUACCAGACCUUUUAUAUAUCUUUUUGUACGUAAGUGAGAUCGAGAGCUUUGAAUCCGUCCUCAUAGUUUCAUCUGAUAUCAGUAAAACAAGAGAGAAACAGUUGUUAGGGAAACCUAUUCAUGGAUUAACACCUUUGAAAAAAUAGUAUAAUAGAGUUUAAAACAUUUGUGAGCUGUACUGAUUUCCUCAUAAAAGAUCUUAUUCCAUUUAAGACCCUUUUCUAGGUGUGAUUUGAUGCCACGGACUCCCUUAUUUAUGCUCUUACAACUCAUACUUAAAGCAAAAGUCAGAGAAAAGCUCCGAUAUCUGCCUUCAAAUGUAAUUUAACAGAGCGACGUGCCAGAUCUUCAUCAGGCUCUGUCAACAUUAAGUUGACUUUCAUUUUGUUCAUUUGUUUUUUGGCUCAGCAUCUGUCAAAGAUUUCUGGGUUUUUUCCACAAAGCAUCCUAACAUGUGUUGUCUCUUAGGUAAAGAAACAAUGGAGCUGAAACCUUUAUUGAAGAAGCUGCUCUCGGUGCUCCGAGCCAUCUUCACCUUCCUCUUCGCUCUGGUGGUGCUGGGUGUCAUGGUGUGGGCCUACGUUGCCGGCUUCCAGCUGGUGUCGUCCGCAUACGGGAUCAUCUCCUUCGGCUUCUACGGACUCCUCCUCUCGCUCCACUUGUUGGUCCAGAGUCUCUUCGCCUUCAUUGAGCACCGGCGGAUGAAAGCCCGCACUGACCCCUGCACCUUCACCAAGACGAUCAGUAUGACCAUAUCAGCCUACCAGGAGGACCCCGUCUAUCUCAGGGAAUGCCUCGACUCCGUCAAGGCCCUCCAGUAUCCCCCGCUGCUGCGCAUCAUCAUGGUGGUGGACGGGAACACGGAGGAAGACCGCUACAUGAUGGACAUGUUCAGAGAGGUGUUUGCGGAUCAGAAUCCGGGCUGUUACGUGUGGGAGAACAACUACCACUCAUGGGAACCCCCCCAGGUCCAGCAGGGCGCAGCAGAGGAGGGUUCUGAUGUAAUAGUAGAGGACCUACAGCGACGAGAAGUAGAGGAGCUGAUCCAGAACAAUAGGUGUGUGUGCAUCAUGCAGAAGUGGGGCGGCAAACGGGAAGUGAUGUACACUGCAUUUAAAGCACUCGGGUCGUCCGUCGACUAUAUACAGGUGUGCGACUCGGACACUAAGCUGGACCCUUUAGCCACACUGGAGCUGUGCAAGGUGUUGGAGAGUAACCCCAAGUAUGGCGCCGUGGGAGGAGAUGUGAUGAUCCUCAACCUCAAAGACUCUUACAUCAGCUUCAUGAGCAGCCUCAGGUACUGGAUGGCUUUCAACAUCGAAAGGGCCUGCCAGUCCUUCUUCAACUGUGUGUCCUGCAUAAGUGGCCCUCUGGGUCUAUACAGGAACGACAUCCUUCAGCAGUUUCUGGAGUCUUGGUACAAUCAGAAGUUUUUGGGAACUCACUGCACAUUUGGCGACGAUAGGCAUCUCACCAACCGUAUGCUGAGCAUGGGCUACGCCACAAAGUACACAGCUCGCUCCAGAUGCUACACGGAAACGCCCGCUCAGUUCCUUCGCUGGCUCAACCAGCAGACGCGCUGGACCAAGUCCUACUUCCGCGAGUGGCUCUACAACGCAAUGUGGUGGCACAAACACCACCUGUGGAUGACCUACGAGUCCAUCGUCUCCGGCAUCUUCCCUUUCUUUGUCACCGCCACCAUCAUCCAGCUCUUCUGGACGGGCACGCUGUGGGACAUCCUCUGGGUCCUUUGCUGUAUCCAGAUCAUCGGGCUGUUCAAAUCGUUGUACGCCUGCAUCCUGCGGAGAAACAUAGUGAUGGUGUUCAUGUCGCUCUACUCGGUUCUGUACAUGACCAGCUUGCUGCCUGCCAAGUACUUUGCGAUCCUCACAAUGACCAAAAGCAGCUGGGGAACGUCGGGCCGGCGUAAGAUUGUAGGAAACUACAUCCCCCUCCUUCCCUUGUCGGUGUGGGCGGCCCUUUUAUUAGGUGGGCUCGCUUACACUAGCUACAGGGAGAGUCAACCGGACUGGUCGACUGAUGAGAAGAAGCUGGAGACUCAGUUUCUUAUCUUUGGGAGCGCUGCCUACGUGGCCUACUGGCUGUUUAUGCUUCUCCUCUACUGGAUUUGGUUCCGCAGAUUGUGCAGGAAACGCUCCCAAAGCUAUUCAUUGAAUGUGUAGGUCUGAAGAGGGAUGAUAAUUUAUUUGGACUCAACUGUUUAUUUCAUUCAGUUGAUUAUUUUUAUUUAUUUCUUUUUCACAUUACUG